AUGACAGUAAAUAAUACAAUAGCUCAUCAACGUCUGAUCCUUAGUGGAGACCGGGAAAGGUUUAAAGAACUUUUAAGGAGACGUCUUAUUGAAUGUGGAUGGAGAGAUCAGGUCAGAAUGUUAUGCAGGGAGGUUGUCAAAGAAAAUGAAGGCAGUAAUCUUCCAUUUGAUGUACUAUUGACAAGAGUCACUCCUAGAGCUAGAGCACUUGUACCAGAUUCUGUCAAAAAAGAAUUACUACAAAAACUUAAAACACAUCUCUUGACACAAAAAGAUCAG
Messenger RNA from Brenthis ino (lesser marbled fritillary), 279 nucleotides. The record is from the annotation of a GenBank genome assembly. Lineage: Eukaryota; Metazoa; Arthropoda; Insecta; Lepidoptera; Nymphalidae.